Molecule: messenger RNA, 1899 nt
Organism: Aspergillus puulaauensis
Lineage: Eukaryota; Fungi; Ascomycota; Eurotiomycetes; Eurotiales; Aspergillaceae
Gene: PEX5
Product: peroxisomal membrane signal receptor PTS1
Exons: 3
Coding region: 1-1899 (632 amino acids)
Biological process (GO): protein import into peroxisome matrix, docking
Cellular component (GO): peroxisomal membrane; cytosol
Molecular function (GO): protein binding
Source: RefSeq, a predicted model, not a curated record
AUGUCGUUCCUUGGUGGCGCAGAGUGUUCCACCGCGGGAAACCCAUUGACUCAGUUCACGAAGCAUGUCCAAGAUGACAAGUCCCUACAGAGAGACCGAAUGGUUGGGCGUAACCCCGGCAUGCAGGAGGGUAUGCGCUCACAGGGUAUGAUGGGUGGUCCUGACCAGAUGAUGGACGAGUUUGCUCAGCAAUCCGCUCAAUUCCCCGGCGGGCCACAGCAGCAUAUGAGGAUGGAGAUGGAGCAAGUGAGGCACCAAUUAGAGCAGAUGCACACGACACCCCGAACAGGCUCGCCAGGGUGGGCUGCGGAGUUUGAUCCUGGUGAGCAGGCCCGCAUGGAGGCGGCUUUUGCCGGGCCCAAGGGCCCGAUGAUGAACAAUGGGUCGGGAUUUACGCCGGCUGAAUUCGCCCGGUUCCAGCAGCAGAAUACUAUGGGCGUUCCACAAUCAGCGAGUCCAGCCACCGCCGGCCAGUCGUCGAUGAUGAGUGGCGGUUACCAGCGGCCUAUGGGGAGUAUGGGCUACAUGGGCUAUGGCGGCGGGAUGGGGAUGAUGCAGCCUGGUUAUGGCCCCAUGGGUAUGCAACAACAGCACCAGCAGCCGGCUGAGGCUGCUACACAAGAUAAGGGGAAGGGACGGAUGAUCGAGCUCGACGACGAGAACUGGGAGGCUCAGUUUCAGCAGAUAGAGACGGCAGAUCAGGGGCAGGUGGACGAUGAGGCUAACGCGGCCAUAGAGUCGGAAUUGAACGAUCUUGACAGGAAAUUGGCGGAGGGCGAGGCUGAUUUCAAUAUUAACGAUAAUUUACACAUGGGCGAUAUGGGCGAGUGGGACGGGUUUGAUAACCUCAAUACUCGGUUCCGGGAACCUCGAUUGGGCGACUACUCAUUCGAGCAAGAGAACGUCUUCCGCGACGUAGCCAAUCCGUUCGAAGAGGGCAUGAAGAUUAUGCAAGAGGGUGGCAAUCUUUCUCUAGCAGCUUUGGCAUUUGAGGCCGCGGUGCAGAAAGACCCUCAGCAUGUGAAAGCCUGGACUAUGCUGGGAACUGCCCAGGCCCAGAACGAGAAGGAACUCCCCGCUAUUCGGGCCUUGGAGCAGGCUCUCAAGGCCGAUCCGAACAAUCUAGAUGCCCUGAUGGGCCUCGCUGUCUCAUACACAAACGAAGGUUACGACUCCACAGCUUAUCGCACACUUGAGCGAUGGCUCUCCGUCAAGUAUCCUCAGAUUAUCAACCCCGAUAAUCUAUCUUCCGACGCCGACCUAGGUUUCACUGACCGCCAGAUUCUCCACGAGCGUGUCACGGACUUUUUCAUCCAGGCAGCCCAAUUAUCGCCAUCGGGGGCCCAAAUGGACCCUGAUGUACAAGUUGGCCUUGGAGUUCUUUUCUACUGCGCAGAAGAAUACGAAAAAGCUGUCGACUGCUUCACAACGGCACUAGCAAGCACAGAGUCCGGAACAACGAACCAGAGGGAGCAGCUCCACCUCCUCUGGAACCGUCUCGGAGCCACCCUGGCUAACUCUGGCCGAUCAGAGGAGGCCAUUGAGGCCUACGAACAGGCACUGACCAUCAACCCGAACUUCGUUCGAGCACGGUACAACUUGGGUGUGUCAUGCAUUAACAUCGGCUGUUACCCUGAAGCUGCACAACAUCUGCUGGGUGCCUUGUCAAUGCAUCGCGUAGUCGAAGAAGAAGGAAAAGAGCGCGCUCGGGAGAUUGUGGGCGGCAACGAUGGUAGCAUUAACGAGGCCGAACUCAACCGCAUGAUUACCGCGAACCAGAGCACCAACCUCUACGACACCUUGCGGCGCGUUUUCAGUCAAAUGGGCCGACGGGAUUUGGCAGACACGGUCGAGGCCGGAAUGGAUGUCAAUGUUUUCCGAAGGGAGUUUGAAUUCUAA